CAGAACGUCAUCAGCGCGACACGUGCGGCCGACGGUCUUUCUUCCCGGUGUGUUAGCUGUUAGCUGCUAGCUCGGUGUCGGUACGUUUCAAGUUUAAUCUCCGGACUCUGGAAAAGACCUUCAUCCGCAUCAAAAAGCUCGUAGAAACAUGGCAGCCGCCGGGACGCAGAGCAGGAAGAGGAUCCUGAAGGAGGAGGACAUGACCAAGGUGGAGUUCGAGACCAGCGAGGAGGUGGACGUCACCCCCACGUUCGACACCAUGGGCUUGCGGGAAGACCUGCUCCGCGGCAUCUAUGCUUACGGUUUCGAGAAGCCGUCAGCCAUCCAGCAGAGAGCCAUCAAGCAGAUCAUCAAAGGACGGGAUGUCAUCGCUCAGUCUCAGUCUGGAACUGGAAAAACGGCCACUUUCUGUGUGUCGGUGCUGCAGUGUCUGGACAUCCAGGUGAGGGAGACUCAGGCUCUGAUCCUCGCUCCCACCAGAGAGCUGGCUGGUCAGAUACAGAAGGUGCUGCUGGCUUUGGGAGACUACAUGAACGUUCAGUGUCAUGCCUGCAUCGGGGGGACGAACGUGGGCGAGGACAUCCGGAAGCUGGACUACGGCCAGCACGUGGUGUCUGGCACGCCGGGACGAGUGUUCGAUAUGAUUCGCCGUCGGAGUCUGAGGACGAGGGCCAUCAAGAUGCUGGUGCUGGACGAAGCUGACGAGAUGCUGAACAAAGGUUUCAAGGAGCAGAUCUACGACGUGUACCGCUACCUGCCGCCCGCCACCCAGGUGGUCCUGAUCAGCGCCACGCUGCCGCACGAGAUCCUGGAGAUGACCAACAAGUUCAUGACCGACCCGAUCCGCAUCCUGGUCAAACGUGAUGAGUUGACUCUGGAGGGGAUAAAGCAGUUCUUCGUGGCGGUGGAGAGAGAGGAGUGGAAGUUCGACACUCUGUGCGACCUGUACGACACUCUGACCAUCACACAGGCCGUCAUCUUCUGCAACACCAAGAGGAAGGUGGACUGGCUGACGGAGAAGAUGAGGGAGGCGAACUUCACGGUGUCGUCGAUGCAUGGUGACAUGCCACAGAAGGAGAGAGAGUCCAUCAUGAAGGAGUUCAGAUCAGGGGCCAGCCGUGUGUUGAUCUCCACUGAUGUGUGGGCUCGAGGUUUGGACGUCCCCCAGGUUUCCCUCAUCAUCAACUACGACCUGCCCAACAACAGAGAGCUGUACAUCCACAGGAUUGGUCGGUCUGGACGUUACGGCCGUAAAGGUGUGGCCAUCAACUUUGUGAAGAAUGACGACAUCCGGAUCCUGCGCGACAUCGAGCAGUACUACUCCACACAGAUCGACGAGAUGCCCAUGAACGUGGCCGAUCUGAUCUGAGUGGCGUCACGUUGGAGCCCCGCCCCUUCACUUACUGUUAUUUUGAUUUUUUUU
Molecule: messenger RNA, 1423 nt
Organism: Salarias fasciatus (jewelled blenny)
Lineage: Eukaryota; Metazoa; Chordata; Actinopteri; Blenniiformes; Blenniidae
Product: eukaryotic initiation factor 4A-III
Exons: 12
Coding region: 149-1369 (406 amino acids)
Molecular function (GO): RNA helicase activity; nucleic acid binding; ATP binding
Source: RefSeq, a predicted model, not a curated record